AUGGCUUCGACUGUACUAACUCCACACCUCUUUUCCCUUCAUAGAACCCAUCAGCUCCACCACCACCGUCGCCGCCUCCACCACCACUCCCCAAACAACACUGAUCCAUCCAGAAUAAGUAUUAUUUACUCUUCUUCAAGCUUGCAAGAAAUCAAGAAACCAUCAGUAUCACCUCUGCCGCCACCAGAUGAUUCAGAGGGAAGAGACUUAUUGAGCUGGAAGAGUAUAAAUAUGCCACCAAUACGGGCUGCGAAGAGAGUGGUUCUGGUGAGGCACGGGCAGAGCACGUGGAAUGCGGAGGGUCGGAUCCAAGGGAGCUCGGAUUUCUCGGUGCUCACUCAGAAGGGCGAGGCUCAGGCUGAGACAUCGCGACAGAUGCUUCUUGAUGAUUCCUUUGAUGUCUGCUUCUCAAGUCCCCUGAUUAGAUCGAAGAGAACGGCGGAGAUCAUUUGGGGUUCUCGUGGGGAGAAGAUCAUAACAGAUUCUGACUUGAGGGAAAUUGACCUCUACUCAUUUCAAGGCCUCCUAAAGAAUGAGGGAAAAGCCAAGUAUGGCGCGGCUUAUCGUCAAUGGCAAAUUGAUGCUGCAAACUUCAAUAUUGAUGGCCAUUAUCCUGUGAGGGAAUUAUGGGUACGUGCUAGAAACUGCUGGACAAAAAUUCUUACCCAUGAAAGCAAGUCAAUUCUGGUAGUUGCUCACAAUGCUGUUAAUCAGGCUCUUGUCGCAACCGCAAUUGGAUUAGGCGCCGAGUACUUCAGGGUUCUACUUCAGAGCAAUUGUGGUGUAAGUGUGCUGGACUUCACUCCAAAACCUGAAGGCGGGUCUCCUGAUAUAUGCCUUAAUCGUUUAAAUCAGACCCCCAGUUCACCUAUAGCUGCUGGCAGUUCUGCGGGCAGGAAAACCAGUAUGCGAAUUAUACUUGUUUGUCACGGAGUCUCCGAGAGUAAUCAAGAGGGCAGUAUUGUUUAUAGUGGGGAUGGACCGAUGAACAUGCUCGGGAAUAUACAAGCGCAGAAAACUGCAGAGCUACUUCUUGAUGUGAAUGUGAACACUAUAGUCAGUGGUACUACGACAGCAUCAGUCGAGACAGCAAAUGCGAUUUCCCGAGUUCAAGAAGCUGCUGAUUGCUUGGGCGCUGAUUGUGUACCACGCUAUGUGGAAAUGAACCAGACGCAGGGACUUGAUGUUGAAAACAUCCUUAACCAAUUGAACAAGGAUGAAGUAACAGCAGAGUUAUGGAAUCAAUCAGGAAAAGCCUGGAAAUAUUUGUUAGAUGAACUAAAUAAAGGUUCUGAUUCAGAGAAAAAAAUUGUUGCAGUUGGGAAUCCUGCAGUUCACACUGCAAUGCUGGGACACUGCUUAAAACUUUCAAAGGAAUGGAUUGGAUCAUUUCAUCUUGAUGCAGGCAGUGUCAACGUCGUUGAUUUCCCGGAUGGGCCCACCGGAGGAGGUAUUAUCCGGUGCAUCAACUACACUGCCCAUUUAGGGAGGUGGUCUAUACCUAUUACAAGAUCAACAGUGGAUGAUGAGGAGUUCUGA
Molecule: messenger RNA, 1539 nt
Organism: Fraxinus pennsylvanica
Lineage: Eukaryota; Viridiplantae; Streptophyta; Magnoliopsida; Lamiales; Oleaceae
Source: the annotation of a GenBank genome assembly